AUGGUGCCCAUAGAUCCAGAAGCAAUAGCCCUUCGAGAUCUGAAGAUGCGUCUCGCCAAGCACAACCCUGCUCUGGUCGAAAAGAAUUUGGGAUUGGUGGAGGCCAGUUCUCCACUCCAGCCAACUACUGUCUCCAAUGAAAGUGUCAUUUGGAAUUGCCGGGGAGCGGCUAAGAAGCACUUUAGAGGUAUCAUGGGAACCUUUAAUCAUAAGCAUGAAUGUGACAUAGUUGUCUUGUUGGAGCCUAGAGUUAGUGGGAACAAAGCUGAAAAAAUUAGGAAGAGUUUGGGAUUUACAAAUUCCAUUAUAGAAGAUUCAGUGGGCUUCGCUGGUGGGAUUUGGUUUACUUGGAAGGGUCCAAAGUUCUCUUACUUGGAGCAUGUCUACAAAAGGCUAGAUAGGGCUGUGACAAACGCUCAAUGGCGUAUGAGUCUCGAUGAGGCUGUUGUUCAUGCGAUCCCCUGCUUGUACUCAGAUCAUUGUCCGCUAAUUCUUAACUUGGUGAAAGAGUCUACAGUAUGGGAAAAUCAUCCUUUUCGGCUGUUUCCUCCUUGGCUUGAACAUCCCACCUUCAAACAAGUUCUUGCUCAGAAUUGGAAAGAGGAAAAAAAGACUGAUCUUAACCUUGCCGAGCUUAGUCCCAAACUCCGAGAGUGGAAUAGCAACACCUUCGGGAUAAUCCACAAGAAGAAGGCAACCAUUAUUCGUAGACUAGCAGGUAUUCAAAGAAGCAUGGAGAAAGGGAACAACUUGUUUCUUCAAAAGUUGGAGGCAGAUCUCAGAGGCGAAUUGGACAAAACACUUAUACUUGAAGAACAACUUUGGUUCCAAAAAGCCAAGACAGUUUGGAUAAGAGACGGAGACCGCAACACCAAAUUCUACCACACGAUGGCUAUUGCUCGUAGACCCAGAAACAAAAUCCUGGCUCUGAAGAAUAAUUUUGGGAUUUGGAUUAGGAAAGAAGCAGAGCUCAGAAAACUGCUGGAGGCCCCUGAACUUCAGCUUCUGUGUAAUCCUUUAUCUAUGGCUGAGAUUAAGAAUGCUUUCUUUCAAAUGGGUCCCCAUAAAGCCCCAGGCCCGGAUGGCUACCCUGCUGCCUUCUUUCAGAAAAACUGGGAUUUGCUUGCAGAGAGAAUUGAUCUGGCCAAAGCUUAUGACAGAUUAAACUGGUCGUUUGUCAACAAGGUUCUCUUGGAGGCUGGUAUUCCCAUGAACCUGAGGAAUCCACAAGGGGAUCCAAUCUCCCCUUAUUUAUUUGUGCUCCGUAUGGAUAAACUAUCCCACUUGAUAGCUGAAGCAGUCAGUAAUAAGCGCUGGAAGCUAAUGAGAGUGGGAAGACAUGGGCCCCUAAUCUCGCACCUUAUGUUUGCGGAUGACUUAGUCCUGUUUGGAGUGGCUAACUUGGAUCAAUUGGAGGUUAUGAUGGACUGUCUAAAGAAGUUCUGUGAUAUGUCUGGGCAAGCUGUCAGCAUAGAAAAAACGUCUAUUUAUUUUUCAAGGAACGCCUGCCCUAGUACCAAGGAAUCUAUUACCAAGGCCAGUGGAUUUAAAGCUGCUAAUUCAUUGGGGAAGUAUCUGGGAUCCAUGUUGUAUCAUGGAAGAGAGAGAAGAAGAAACUAUUCCAAUGUCAUCAACCGUGUUAAAGCCCGUCUAUCUAACUGGAAGAGCCAUCUCCUAUCCUUUGCUGGCCGUGUGACAUUGGCAAACUCUGUGUUAGGAUCUAUACCAGUGUAUCAUAUGCAACACGGAAGCCUUCCUAUCUCUGUUUGUAAUGAAAUUGAGAAAAUUCAGCGCUCCUUUAUAUGGGGAGAUACAAGGGAAAAGAAGAAAGUCCAUCUCAUUGCUUGGGAUAAUUUAUGCAAGCCCAAGAGUGCUAGGGGCCUAGGCAUCCAUAAACUAAAGAUCCAUAAUGAAGCGUUCCUUCAUAAAAUUGUGUGGAAGAUCAUAAAUGACAAGGAAGCUCUCUGGGUCCAAGUCUUAACCAGGAAAUAUGGGAGGACAGCUGACACAAGAAGACAACUUAUCACUAAGCGGUAUGAUUCUAAUUUAUAG
Gastrolobium bilobum is the source of this 2052-nucleotide messenger RNA. RefSeq lists its product as uncharacterized. Bases 1 to 2052 code for a protein of 683 amino acids. NCBI's taxonomy places the organism in Eukaryota, Viridiplantae, Streptophyta, Magnoliopsida, Fabales, Fabaceae. The record is from RefSeq and is a predicted model, not a curated record. The transcript has 5 exons.